Messenger RNA from Dibothriocephalus latus, 411 nucleotides. The record is from the annotation of a GenBank genome assembly. Lineage: Eukaryota; Metazoa; Platyhelminthes; Cestoda; Diphyllobothriidea; Diphyllobothriidae.
AUGUACCCGGGUAUGCCGGGAAUGCAACCCCCACCUCCUGGAUAUCCAUCUGGCCCUAGAAAGCCUUUUGAUGCGGUCCCGAAUCGUCCGCCAUUCCAGCAACAACCUGGCGUUCCGGCUACACUUUCACAUAUGCCCAUGAACGCGCCACAGUUCAUGUCUGGUGUCCCCGCACCCGGUGCUCCCCGUCCUCCACAGCCCUCGGAUCAGAUCACACCUGAGGUUGCUGCCGCUGCGGUCGCGACUAUGGGUCCCAGCGGUCUUUUAGGUGCCCAGGGUGAACAGGAGAAGAUCGCUCUCAUAAUGCAAGUUCUUCAACUUUCCGACGAGAGCAUUGCACAGUUGCCUGAAGAUCAACGGCGGAGCAUCUUGAUUCUCAAAGAACAGGUCCGGAAAACGAGUGCUGGUUAA